GAAAACUUGAAUUUCAUGUGGAAAAAAAAAUCUCAACCUUUGAUAAAUAACCCCCUAAGUGUCCUUUUGUCAUACAACUCAUAGGGCAAAUGGAGAUUAUACUUUUUUUGAAUAAAACACUAUACUUUUAUUUUUAUUUUUUGUGACUCCUUGUGGAAUCCUUUGGAGUGCCCAGUUGCCCAUUCUACUAUUGGCUUUGCACUGUGCAUUUUAUUGUAAAUAAGCCCUUAUUUCUCUAAAGGAUCUUUGCAUGGAAAUAAAAAUGGAUUUGUUGUGAACAAACUACUGCUUACUUUCAGCUUUCCCAAAAAUGUUUUAAGUAAUAUAUUACAGGUAGAUAUACAGUAGAUGUGUGUCCAGGCUGUGAAUGAGUCAUUUCAUGUGGCCUUAUAAAUACAAGCUGGCAGAUUGAUUUUACAGUUUCUUAGAAAUUACAUGCUUUUUCUUUCAGAACAACAAGGAACAUUUCAGUACUAAUGGAAGAGCAUUAAUAGUUCUAUUAUAUCAAUUCUAAUUACAGAUCAUACUAUUGAGCAGGAAACAGUAGACGGCUUACACUAGUGCCAUAGAUAAAUAAUACAUCAAAGACUGCCUUAAAUAUUAUUAUUAUACUUAUUUAUGUGAGGAUGACAUGGGACACCUAUUCUAUUGUAGAGAACAAUGGGACGUUUGUGCUACAUCUACUACUUAAUGCAGCACAGCCCAUUGUGUGUUUCCAGAAAGAAGAUACUAAAGUUGGACGCCUGUUCUACUAUCAUAUUUAAGGUAAAUCAUAUAUUGCAUUUUAAAAGCCUUAUAGCACUUUUCCAAACUUCAUAUUCACCAUUUCCACCCUUUUCUCUAGUUUUUUUUUUUUUAUCAGAAAAUGCAUUAAUGGACAUUCAAGAACCAGUCUAUCUAUGUUUUAACUGCCUAAAUGUUCUCUUCUAGCAAAUAGUUCAAAAGAAAUAUUCUUGUUCUUAAAAGGGCUGAGUGUAUGAAUAUUUUUUGCCUUCAAUGGCUUAUUUUUGUGUGUGUUUCAUGUGCAUUAAAUACUAGAUAAUUUUGUCUUUUAAAUUUAUGGAUACUAUUUACAUUUUUUUGCCAAUCUAUUUUUGUAUUGUCUCAUUUGAUAAUGAACAUUCCCUCCUGUUAUAUUUUAGAUCCUGUGCAUAUUACGGAUACGAAUUUUAAAUCUUUACCUAAUUCUAUUUUAAUGGUAAAAGGUUUUUCUAGAUACAGUCAUAUAUAUAUAUAUUGAAGAUAUUUGCAUUUACUUUCUUUCAUAUGAAUUGUCAGAUUUGUUACAUCCCAGUUUUGUUACUACAGAGAAAAUGGAUGUUUAAAACAUGUUUUGAAUUAUUUGCUUAUAAUGGAGUCUAUGGGAGAUGGCCUUCCUGUAAUUCCGAGCUGUCUGGAUAACGGGUUUCCGAAUAAUGGAUUCCAUAACUGUACGAUGUUUGCAGUAUAAAAUUGUUGUGGGUUAAACUGAUCUAUAAGCAUAAAUCAGGAGCAACUGUAUUAUUGUCGUAGCAGUAUAGGCUGUGCCUUUUCUAAUGUUAUUCACACCUUUGUGACAGAAUGGUGUUCUUUGUUCUUCACAGGCAUGUUAUAUAUUCUUCUAAUACUACUGUCUGGUCCAUGGGGUCCACUGAGAAGUUCAGCAAUUGUCAGCCUUACAACUAGACCGCUGUUUACAAUGGAUGCACUCAGUGGUGCUGAAACACAGGAACCUGAACAAGCUUUUACUGUUCUCCUCAAUGAAAGCCAUGGGACAGCUGAAAGUGAUACAGUCACAGAUGGCGGGGCUCAAGAAAGUCACCAGGUUGCUGCAACAUCUACACUAACCCCUAUUUCACACAAGGUAGCAGAUGGAGUGGAAAAUAAUAUUGAAGUACAGGAGCUAAUUACAACAAAUACUGAUCCCAAACAGCUAAUUAGUUUUGAUGUAUUCAACGGUACUAACAAUGAGAAUGUUCUUUCGACGCAAGAUAGUGCUUCCAAAGAGAUAGGCAACAAUGCCACAGUAGUCCCAUUAUUAGUGACUAACGAAGCCCCUCCAUACAAUGACCAGUUAGAUUCUUUCUUGGAAAUACCAGCGGAAAACAAUACAACAGGGAAACAGUGCUUCUGUAAUAUUCCAGGACCUGAAGGAGAAAAAGGAGACAAAGGUAAAAGAGGGGAUCCAGGUGAACCUGGAAUAGUUGGUGAAAAAGGACAUCAAGGCUUUGAAGGACCAAAGGGGGAUAACGGGCAGGAGGGUUCCAAAGGAAAUAAAGGUCACAUGGGAUACAAAGGUGACACAGGAGACAUAGGUCCUGUUGGUCCUAAAGGUGAACCGGGGGACAUUUGUCCAUUUUGUGGAAAGGGGGAAAAGGGAAACAAAGGUUUGGAUGGUGUAGGAGGAUUAAAAGGAAAUAAGGGUGAACCUGGAGAAAGGGGUAUAAAGGGUGACGUGGGACACAAUAGUAACAAAGGAGAAAAGGGAACCAAGGGUGAAGAAGGCUUAAAGGGGGAGGCUGGAGAAGUUGGGCAGAAAGGAUCAAUGGGUCAACAAGGUCCUAUUGGACCCAAAGGUGACCGUGGAGGUCCUGGAUCUUUGGGGCCCCAAGGCUUUCAAGGACAGCCAGGAAUGCCAGGAAUUAAGGGUGAAAAGGGACAAAAAGGAGUUUGCACUGGACAUGAAAACAUAGCAUUUUCUGUGGGCCUUGGACAGCAAAGGAAUGCUCUAUUACCUGGAUACUCAAUAAAGUUUGAGAAGGUUUUUGUCAAUGAAAAUAAACCGUACAAUAUAAAUUCAGGUACAUUCAUUGCCAGCAUUGAUGGUGUCUAUUUUUUUACAUACCACUUAAGUUUAAGACAUAAAUUUUUUAGCGUUGGCCUGUUUCACAAUGGCAAAAUAGUUCAACAGAUACAAGCAAGACGUUAUGAACCUAACAUUGGUCAAGUGUCAGGAUCUAUACUAAUUCAUCUUAAUGAAGAUGAUGAAAUUUGGCUUCAGGUUUUAAAUAGCAUACAAAAUGGCUUGUUUCCUGAUGACACAACUGACUCAAUAUUUUUGGGGUUCCUAUUAUUUCACUUUGAAGACUAG
Messenger RNA from Xenopus laevis (African clawed frog), 3070 nucleotides. RefSeq names its product complement C1q and tumor necrosis factor-related protein 9 (gene otol1.L). The coding region runs from base 1586 to 3070 and encodes 494 amino acids. NCBI's taxonomy places the organism in Eukaryota, Metazoa, Chordata, Amphibia, Anura, Pipidae. The transcript is spliced from 2 exons. The record is from RefSeq and is a predicted model, not a curated record.